UCUUAUUUUAACAAUUACUUUACUUAAGUAGGACUAAUUAAUAAAUUAAGUCGUAUUUUAACCUCGUUCGCGGAAAAAAAAUAUAAAACUUGGGCUCGAUCAACUUAUUUUGAGGACUGAUUUUGGACCUAGCCCGUAAUUCCUAGGCUCAUACCCCGAACCUAAUCCCUACCCCUAUAUAAUAGUACCUACACCUAAAACAUAAAGGGACACCCCUAAACACUGAUCCGCCAUUUUCAUGAAUAACAAACCUAAGGAAAAGGCUCCCAUCAGCCCCAUUUUUUGACCAAAACGACGCUCCCUCUCGCUUCUUCUAUUUUUGGCGAAAUACCAAAGUUCUUUGCCACAAAGACAGAAUGGUCUCGACAUAUUCGUGAAAAUCUAGAGUUUCUCCAUAUUGAAUCACUUUUUCAAGGUCAAAAGCAUGAAGAAACGGACCUUUUUUCAAAAAUCAAAUAUCAUUUGCAGAGAUCCAUUUUCAUGAAUAAGAAAAGAAUACAAAUUUCAGCUCCUUCCUCCUUGAUUUUGGUUCUUGAAAAUGGAGUUUGGUUGAAGUUUCUGUCGGAUUUUCGAGAUCGUAAUUGGGUCCGGUUCGUCGGUCUUGUUGUUUUGAUCUGAUUUUCUCUCUCAGCAGUAAGAGGCAUGAUCAAGAGGAUUCUAAAUGAAGAACCGGGUUCAUCAGUAUUGGUUCAUCUAAAUAACGAGGUAUGAUUUCUAUACUCUGCACAAUUAGAAAUAUAUAUAUUUAAAUCAUGAGCAGAGUCCUACCUAUUUUCAAAAACAUCAGAAAAUCCUAUCCGUUUAUUUUUGAACCAGUUCUGUCUGUACUAGAAUUCUCACCACAUAAAUUGCCUAAAAUCUAGGGAAGUUUAACUGCUCAUUCGACCUGCAAUUUCAGGUUAAUUGGACUUCUAAUUGACUGCAAAAAGCUACCAUUAGUCAUUAAUUAAGUUUCUCUCUUUAAAAACCCAUCAUCACUUUCUGCCACCCUCAUUAUUCAAAAGCCGUUAAAAUUUCUUUCACUCUCAACUUUUCUCUCUUCCAAAAGCCAAACUCACAAAUUCUCUCAUGAAAUCAGUCACAAUGUCGAACCCUCAAGAUAACCCAGGCACUCCUCCACAACCUACCUCUUCUGAUUCCUCCACACCUCCUCAACCUAGUACAACCCCCCAGCCUAUGAGGAGACGUGUUAUGAUGCUCGCUCGUAAAACUGUGGCUACAAGUGCUCUGUUAAAAAGAUUGAACGCACAAUUGAAGGCUAGCCAAGCCCAAGAAUCUGAACACUCUGACAAUUCCUUCAAGUCUGCAAGUGAGGGGAAAGGAACUAGGUCUUCAGAUUCUGAGAAGAUUCAGAGUUCCCCUUCUGAGGUACGUUAUGUUUUGGUUGAAAGCGUAGAAAAUAGGUUUGUUCUUGUUGGGUCUGUUAGAAAUGUGGAAAUGCCUGAGUUGAGAAGGAGAGGAGGUAAAAAUAAAAAUGAAAAAGGAAAAGAGAGUGAGGGUGCAAGCUGUGAUAUGAGGGGAACAGGGAUAGAAGUGGUUGAUUCGUCACCCACCUCUAAGAUGGUUAGACCACCAAUUUGUGGGACUGGGAAUGAAAUUGUAGGAGAAAGUGACAAGAAAAUAGGGGGAAGUGCAUCAAGGGAGGCUGCUGAGGGUUUGGUAAAUUUAAGUUCUCAUGUGGAUGAACCCGAUUCAUUUAUUGAAGAAACCCUAGCAGAACUUCUGAAGAAAGUAAGUGCUAGUUAUAAUCCCAAGAAAAGGAGAACACCAACACCUAAGGUUCCCAGCACUACAAAGAAUACCAAGAAAAGAAAGGCUAAUUCCCCAACAACUGCUGAAAUUCCCUUGCUAAAGGGGAGAUCCACAAAAAGUAUGGUGAAACAGAGUGAGAGUGAAUUACAAAAGGCUUUGGAUGAAAGCAAGACGAAGAGGAUGGAUAAAGGAAAAGCUAAGGUUGCAGAGCCCUAUAAGGCUGUUGAUGUUGAGGAGGUGGAAUAGGUCCAUCAGGAGGAACACACAACUAUGGAGGUUUAGACCCUCAAGCCCAAAAGGACCAAGACUUCCUCCAAGAUGUCUUCAUCUGUGUCUGAGACUGCUGAACCUUUAUUGGCCAAGAGGACAAGGUCUGCUGUGAAGAACAAACAAGUUAAAAUUACUGAGGAGGAGGAAUGGAGUGGUGAAGAAGAGAGUGAAUUUGAUGAUGAACCAGAUAGGCUAGCCAAGUUUGGCAAGAGAAAAAUCUUGAAGGGUAGACUUCUGAAGGAUUUGGUGGAACCAGGAAUGGUUCGAUUGGUUGAUGCUUUAGCUGCUCAGGGCUGGAAGGACACAGUCCUUCAGUUGAAUGGUAGGCUGGCUAGGAAUGAGAUCAUUAAAUUCAUGGUCAAUGCAAAGGUCAAGGAUGGCAAAGUCACCAGUCAAGUGAAAGGGGUCUAAGUGCACUCAAUGCAGAUAAGCUGAGUGAGAUUCAUGACAUCCCUACUGAGGGAUAUGAUGACUACACAAGGUAAAGAUGGCCAAGUUUGGACUCCCUUCCUACUGCCCUUGCAAUCACCAGGAGAUUAUGCGAUAUCUCAGAAGUGAAUGAGGCCAAAGUUGUUCAUAAGAGUGAAAUGAAGCCAUAACACAAAGUCCUGUUUGAAUUUGUCAACAAGUGCUUGCUGCCUAGGCAGGAAAGAAGGCACAUUGCUAACUAUAUGGACUUGGUGUUGAUAAAGUGUCUUGAAAGAGGCAAUCAAUUGGCCUGCAUUUAUUAUCAAGCUACUAGAUAGGGUUAUCAAUGGAUACAAAGCCCAUGCUACUCCUUAUGGGUUUAUUCUGACUACUGUGCUUGAUCAUUGUAAGGUGCCUCUGAAGAAGUGGGAAAUGGCUACAAGCAAGGAUCACUUUGGAAUCAACACUUUGAUUACUUGUGACUAUGAGGUCACUGCCAUUCCCAAUGAACCUGGUUCAUCAGAGAGACACCUAUAAAUACCAAAGUCAGAGCUCUAGUGCAGGAGAGUGGGGCAAAGGAUGCUGAGAUAGCUAGGUUGAAGGCUCGUUUAGAAGAGGUUGAAUCUGAGAGAGAUGCUCUCAGAACUGAGCUCACAAAUGAAAAGGAGAAGAAUGAGGGCAUUCUUCAAAAUAUGCUGAACCUUCUCUAAGACCAAAACCAACCCUCUAGCUCUCCUAAGCCUUAGGACUUCUAGCCUUCAUCUCCUGAACCUGUCUAGUACCACCAGUGACCCAGAUUAGGGAUUUCUCUUUCUUUUGCUCAUGCUUUGAAUAUUUUUGCUUUCUUUUUGUGAAUCGUGUUAGCAACAUAUCUCCUUUCAAUGAAAUCUAUUGUUUUUGCUCUUGAUCAAUUGUUAAUAUUUCCUUGAUAGUUUGAAUGUGUUUGCUUGGUUACUAAUGAUUGAUCCAUGAUUGCACUUGCAAUUGCCACAGUAGCCAUGAGUAAUUGUUAAAAUUCUGGGAAUCACACUUUAUUUAUGCAACUUUUCGAUGAUGCCAAAAGGGGAAAGACAUAUUGUGCUUCAUAUAUUCUGAAUAAGUGAUGUUUAUAACCUAAUGAACCUGGUCAUUGAUGAUAAGUAAAUUUUUCUAAGUUUGUAUUGAUGAAUAAGCUGAGUUCUGACAGGGCCUAAGUGAGUGAAAAGAACAGAGUUUGUCAUCAUCAAAAAGGGGGAAUUUGUUGGCCCAAGUAAAGGUGAAGUUUUGAAGACCGACAAAGGAACUCAGACAUGGACCAGGUCUAUCUUGUGAAACACAGUUAUGAUCAACUCAAACAUGUGAGAUGCACGUGAAGGAGAUAAACCUAACUUACCAAAAAUGAUAUCUCCUAAUCCUGAUCGAAAAAGGUUGCAUAUUAGAUAAGGAGAAAGACUCCUUACACAAAGAUAAACACGACUUAAGAAAUGGAUAGAGUUAGAGGAUGGGACCAACUAGAACUCUUCCACCAAGGAAGAGUAGCAUCUGUAUUCUAGUCAAUCUCUUUUUACUAACUCCAUAAAUAUCAGUGUUGUUAUUUUUCACAGGAAAUGCACAUAAGCAGAAGUUAAACAUGAAUUGAGAGCAAAAUAGC
Nicotiana tabacum (common tobacco) is the source of this 4060-nucleotide messenger RNA. The record is from RefSeq and is a predicted model, not a curated record. Lineage: Eukaryota; Viridiplantae; Streptophyta; Magnoliopsida; Solanales; Solanaceae.